Molecule: messenger RNA, 2089 nt
Organism: Sphaerodactylus townsendi
Lineage: Eukaryota; Metazoa; Chordata; Lepidosauria; Squamata; Sphaerodactylidae
Gene: GMPR
Product: guanosine monophosphate reductase
Exons: 9
Coding region: 429-1466 (345 amino acids)
Biological process (GO): nucleotide metabolic process
Cellular component (GO): GMP reductase complex
Molecular function (GO): GMP reductase activity
Source: RefSeq, a predicted model, not a curated record
UCCCGGGGCCGGCCCUUGCGCCGUCGCCCGCCCGGCUGCUCUGUGCUGCAGUGGCCCCGGCUCGCCUCUGGGGCUCUGCAAUGCCGUAGCGGCGCGCCGGCCCCCUGCACAGCCGCAGCUCCUUCGCCCGUCUUUGCAAAGGGAAAAGGAGGCGGCAGGGUGGCUGACCCCGGCCGGCGCCCUUGCUAAAAGCAGCCCCUUCCUAAUAAAGCCAUGGGGCCGGGACGCCGCUCUGCCCCGCGUCUCCUCGCCCUAUAAAUACGCGCCCUGCAAGGAAAACAAGCUUUGGGUGGCUGCUGCUGCCCCGGACUGCCAGCCGGCCGGCAGGACCUCCCCGCCAGCCCUCCCCAAGCAGCGGCGGCGGCGGCGGCGGCAGGGAAGCCAGCGAAGGAGCCGAGGAGCAGCCGCUCUCCCCCGACCUCACCGAGAUGCCCCGCGUAGACGCAGACCUCAAACUGGACUUUAAAGAUGUCCUGCUCAGACCUAAACGCAGCAGCCUCAGAAGCAGAGCCGAGGUAGACCUUGUGCGUACCUUCACAUUCCGUAACUCCAAGCAGACUUACACAGGGAUUCCUAUUAUAGUGGCAAACAUGGAUUCUGUGGCCACUUUUGAAAUGGCCCUGGUUAUGACUAAGCAUGCAAUGUUUACUGCCAUACACAAGCAUUACUCUCUGGAAGAGUGGAAGCUGUUCGCAAGCAGUCAUCCAGAAUGCCUUGAGCAUGUAGCUGUAAGCUCCGGCAGUGGCACGGCUGACUUUGAGAAACUGACAAAGGUCAUAGAGGCCAUUCCACUGAUCAAGUACAUUUGUUUGGAUGUGGCCAAUGGUUAUUCAGAACACUUUGUGGAGUUUGUGAAAUCUGUCCAUACCAGAUUCCCAAAUCACACUAUCAUGGCAGGUAACGUCGUGACAGGAGAGAUGGUGGAAGAACUUAUUCUGUCAGGAGCAGAUAUUAUUAAAGUGGGGAUUGGACCAGGAUCCGUGUGCACCACUCGGAUUAAAACUGGGGUGGGCUACCCACAGCUGAGUGCGGUGAUUGAGUGCGCAGAUUCCGCCCAUGGGCUGAAGGGGCACAUCAUUUCCGAUGGGGGUUGCAGCUGCCCUGGAGAUGUUGCCAAAGCUUUUGGAGCCGGGGCUGAUUUUGUGAUGCUUGGAGGAAUGUUUGCCGGGCACGAUCAGUGUGCUGGAGAGGUCAUCGAGAGAAAUGGCAAGAAAGUGAAGCUUUUCUAUGGGAUGAGCUCAGACACGGCUAUGAAGAAGCAUGCAGGAGGCGUUGCCGAGUACAGAGCUUCUGAAGGCAAAACAGUAGAAGUGCCGUACAGAGGGGAUGUAGAGGACACUAUCCGCGAUAUCCUCGGAGGCCUGCGCUCGACCUGCACUUACGUGGGAGCCGCCAAACUGAAGGAGCUCAGUCGAAGAACGACAUUUAUUCGGGUAACUCAGCAGCACAGCGAAGUCUUUUCCUAGCCACGGAAGGAGAAGGUGAACGCGUUGAGAUCGGCCAGAACCGCCGGCUCCUCCUUUUUCUUUAAUUUGCAAUACAGCUUCCUGCUGGCUUGCUCCAAGCUAGGAAAGAAACCGGGACGACCGCUACCAGAGUCGAUUGAAGCAGUCGGGUAAGGAGGACAAGCCGUACAUGUCAGCAAUGCCCAUGAUUAUUUUUUGUUUGGUUCAAGAUAAAAGAGAACACAUCUUUUUUUUUUUACAGCCUUGCCCAUUUAAAAGAUAAAUCUAGUUUAAUCUUUUAAUGAUAAUCCAAGAAAGCUCACCUAAGAUUGCAGAUGCGUAAUGUAUCAGUCUUGCUGGAAUGAUCCCUAUUCCCAAGUGCCGAGUGAGCUCAGCUGAAGCUUUUCUUGCCAAACAGCCAUUUACUGCUGCUCUUGCAAUGUGUGGUGUAGAAGUCAGGAAGACAAGAGGGCAACUUUCCAAACUAGAAGACGCUUGCAUGGCUGUUGAUCUAGCACGUCAGCUGUGCGGCUCUAGAACUCGAAGCUGCUGUUUUAUUUUCACUGUGACAUCAAGUACUGGAUUUUUAAUGUGCACUGAUAUAUAAAUGUUCCUAAGAUUGUUGAUUAAAUCGUUAUAUUUUC